This is a messenger RNA of Haliotis rubra (blacklip abalone), 2820 nucleotides long. RefSeq names its product kinesin-like protein KIF25. The record is from RefSeq and is a predicted model, not a curated record. Lineage: Eukaryota; Metazoa; Mollusca; Gastropoda; Lepetellida; Haliotidae. Gene Ontology annotation, molecular function: microtubule motor activity; ATP hydrolysis activity; ATP binding. Gene Ontology annotation, cellular component: microtubule; kinesin complex. The transcript has 11 exons. Gene Ontology annotation, biological process: microtubule-based movement.
CUGUGUGGAAGACGUAAAUAUUUUCUAUGGCGGCGAAAUCCGAAAUUGUCUGAGCUUGCUUUCACAGAUUCACAAUAUUUAAACGAUAAUGCCUUUGGGAUUAGACAGGAGUCAUUUCCUAUCAGGAAAAGUGAAAGAACAAGACAUUCAGCUGAGAAAAAAACAGGAAAGAAUAGCUUCACUUGAAACAGAAAAUGCUAUGCUAUAUCUGAAACUCGCUCAGCUGAGGGGGGAAGUGCAGAGCUCCAGGGAGGAGCUGACAGGUGUGACAACAAAGUAUGAAUCAGAGAGACGGUUCCGGAGUCAAGUGUCAGAAAAGGCCUCCAAGUUUAAACAGGAAAUAGAAUUGCUGAGAGAGGGGAUGGGGCAAGUGAUGACAGUUGCCAGUAAGAUGCCAGAGCAGUUCCAGUCUCACAUCGAUCAUGCCAGUGCUGUUGUCAGACAACACAGACAGGUUUACCAGGACCACUCCUCUAGUCUCUCAGUGUUACAGGACCAGGUGUUGGUGCUACAGGCUGCGCUACAGGACAUCACAGACAGGCAUGGGAAGGAGAAGAAGAGAAGACAGGCACUACACAACACACUGAUGGUGAGGCACUACACACAUGGUGAGGCACUCUACAACGUGUCCAUCAUGGCGUAUGGUCAGACAGGAAGUGGCAAGACGCACACCAUGCUAGGGAGUCACCGCAAUGAUGACUACCACCCGUCUAACGACAUGCACCCAGACGAGGGGGUAAUUCCCAGGGCCACACGUGAACUCUUCAGACUGAUGUCGGAGAAGCCUCCUGGAACACACUCCCUGGAGGUGUCGGUCGUGGAGAUCUACAACAACGACAUCCGAGACUUACUGAGUCGCGACACCAGCGUGAAACAUGAUGUAGUCACUGGCUCUGAUGGGUUACUCAGUCUGCCCACAAUUACCUCAAAACAGGUGUCGACCGUGUAUGAUGUGAUGUGCCUGGUACAGCGAGGUCUGCGGACCCGGCGGGAGUCCGCCACAAUGGUCCACGAACACUCGAGUCGCUCCCACCUGGUUGUCACCCUGACGCUCAUCAGUCAGGCUCCCAGCUUCUUCAGGGUCCGUGGCGGACCUAAACCUGACACUGAAGAACCUGUCCAGCCUAAGAAGAGCCGGUCACAGUCCCUGACCCACUCUUCCCUGACUGGUGGUUGGUCAUCUCCUGACCAAUCAGGUUCCUCCUCCCCGGCAGCCAAUCAGCAAGCAGUCAUCCGUACCAAGCUACAGCUAGUUGAUCUAGCUGGCAGUGAAUGUGUAGGUAUGUCAGGUGUGAAGGGAGCAGCUCUAAGGGAGGCGUCAAACAUCAACAAGAGCUUGUCUGCUUUAGCGGAUGUGCUUGGUGCACUGUCAGAGAACCGGACACAUGUUCCGUAGCGGAACAGCAAACUCACACAUCUACUCCAAGACUCCAUAGGUGGUGAUGCCAAGCUGCUGGUGUUACUGUGUGUGUCGCCAUCCCAGCGUUACAUAACAGAGUCGUUGCAGUGUCUUGGUUUUGGACAAAGAGCGUGGCAGGUCCAACGAGGCCCCACCAAGCGCCGACUGCCGACGUCUGCUGAGAAGGUCAACUAUGAAGCAAGGUCAAACUCACCCAAACCCAGAUCCUCCUCAGCAUCAGACAAGAUGAUAACCAGCCAGAGAUUCUGAUGCACAAUGUCGUCUCUCACUAUCAUUAUAAUUUGAUGGGCAUGAACAGUUUUUGAUGACUUGUCAGUUGUUUUGUAGGCAAUCAAAUGUUAGUAUUUAGACAAACCACGUUUUUUUAUGAUCAUGAUGUUUUAGAAAUAUGAAAGAAAGAAUCUUCAGGGCAAUGACUGUCAGGAACAACCUAAUUAUGUGCAACUAACUACAGAUUAUUUCCUGAUCUGGAGAGUUGUCUAGACUGAUGCAGUCUCAUUGCAUCAACUGGAUACAGAUUCAACAAAGACUGCAACAAAGUCUCAAAUUGUGUUUACAAGCUCCACCCACAUCAAUAAAUCUGUACCCACAGAGAAAUGUGCAUGGCCAAACCCUUGUAAUAUGCAUGGGUAACUUAUUAACUCUCUUUAGUAUUACACAAUUUGAAGUGAAAUAAUAGUCCGAUGUACUUUUCUCAUUAUAUAAUUGCAUUAACUAAACUUAAACCCUGUUUCAUUAAACUUUUGUCGAGUUCAUGUGGCCCUUGCUGUAGGUGUUUAAAGGAUUACAUGGUACUUCAGUUUAAGGAAUUAUAAUAUCACAUUCAUUAAAGAUGGUGGAAGUUUGUUGUCUGACCAUUUUACGUACACAAUUGGAGUGCUGAGGUAGCCUAGUGGUUAAAGCAUUUGCUCGCCACGCCGAAGGCACGGGUUCAAUUCCCCACAUGGGUACAAUGUCUGAAGCCCAUUUCUGGUGUCCACUGCCAUGAUAUUGCUGGAAUAUUGCUAAAAGUGGCAAAAAACCCAACUCACUCACUCAUACACUAUCACUACCAUGCACUACAGCAAUGACAUCAUUCAAGAAGGAAGAGAUAUAAUAUCACAAGUAACAACCAGGUAGAGGGCUUAAGAAUUCAAAAUUUGAUUUAAUAUUUUAGGAAGUCAUGUGAUAAGCUUUGUUUCCCAGUAAACAUCAAUGAAUUUAGUGAUAAUUGUACAAUAUGUAUUCUAACGUUAUAUUAUGAUUGUGUGAUGAGGUAUGGAUGGUCCAUUAAGAUUUACUCAAUAUCGUCUUUAAAUGUGUGUUGAAUUCCCAAUGUGAUGUGUACAUCGUACUGGCUGUGAUACCAACAAGAAAACUGUGAUAUGUUGUUAACCAUUGUGAUAAUAAACCCAGCGUUU